GAUGAUGGGGCUCUUGUUGUCACUUUGCCACCCAAGACGUGAUUCAGGUCCAACAAUCCCCAUUAUCUGCUGUGUGUCCCACACUGUGACGUCACACAGGGACGUAGCUGGAAUGAUGACGAGUGUUUCCUAAACGCGCUUUGUUCACUGUGUUUUUUUUCUCCUUCUCUGCAUCCUCCUCACCUCCACCAUCAUUGGAGGACAGCAUCCUCCAACCAGUCAGGUAGUACAGGAGGAGGAGGAGGAGGAGGAGGAGGAGGAGGUGAAGAAGGAGGAGGAGGCUUUAAAAGGCCGGAGGAGCGGUGUUUGUGUAAACAGAUUCCAGAUCAGAGCUGCUGUUUGGACAGUGAAGAGGAUCCACUCAGCGACUGUUUUUCUUCUGUCUCUCUGGAUCAGUCUCAGCUCAAGUGUGUGUUUACUUCUCCAACAAACAAACAAACAAACAAACAAACACACUCAUUCGCGGGUGAUGGCUGCACCGACCAAGUUCAGUUUUUCCGUCAGGAGCAUCCUGGAUCUGCCCGAGCAGGCUGCUGCUGCUGCUGCUGCUGCUGCUGCAGCGGAGCCGCUGCCGCGCUCCUACUCCUCCGCCUCCUCCUCCUGCUCCUCCAGCUCUCCUUACACCUCCUGGUUCGACUGCGAUCGGAGCCCGUGCAUGUCUUCAGAUGAAGGAAGUCUCGAAGCUUCUCCAGACUCCACCAAACCGGACGAUUCUUCUCUGGACCCGGACAAGAGCAAGAAGAACAAAAAGCGCCGGGUUCUGUUCUCCAAGACCCAGACCCUGGAGCUGGAGCGACGCUUCCGCCAGCAGCGGUACCUGUCCGGCCCGGAGAGGGAGCAGCUGGCCCGGCUCCUCAGCCUCACCCCGACCCAGGUGAAGAUCUGGUUCCAGAACCACCGCUACAAGAUGAAGCGGGGCCGCGCUGACGGCGCCGCGCUGCAGGACGCGGACGCUGCCGCGGCGCUGAUGGCGCAUCCGUCGGUUUUGCGCAGACUCGUGGUUCCGAUCCUGGUUCGGGAUGGAAAACCUUUUCACACCUGCGUACUGGACUCGGAGAAACCUGCGUUUCUGCAUCCGAACUCUCAGUCCGUCCCGUUCCCACUGCCGUACCCGGCUCUGCACCAGCUUCCUCCCAGGUAUCAGCACUUUCCCAGCGCGGCCUCCAGACUGGCCUGGAGAGACUUCUGGAGUCCGCUUUAAAACACAAACAAAACUCAAGAAAACAGAAAGAAAACAAACAAACAAAAACUAAAGAGAAUCCGCUCUGAGGCACAGACUGGUGUCGGAGGAGCUCAGAUGUUUACUGAGGGUCUUCACCACCAGAACUGCAACAACAACAACAACAACAACAACAACAACAUGGAGUUUUGCACAUUUUUAUUUUAUUUUUCUUUCCUAAUAUUUUUUUUGUGUGUGUGUAUUUGUCAUUAUCUACUGAGGUCAUGUUUCUAUGUUUCCCAGUCGGCAGGUCCAUUUGGGCCACAUGGGUUUAUUUGGACCCCAAAACUUUGGAGCCCAAGUUUUUCUGGACACUUUGCACCGACAGCAGACCCACAUGUGGACUGGAUCCGAACAUAUUUGUGUAGAACCUUUGUUGGUGUCAGACGUUAGACUGCGUUAGGCGGCGCUAGAACAUGUAGCAGAAACUCUGUUUAAUUAUUAUAAUUAUUUUAAUUAUUAUUAUAUGACUGAAGGAGGAUUCAUGUGAUGUUGUUUCUUUUAGGAAACUUUCCUUCAAUAUUUGACUUUUUUUUAAAAUCUGUUUUCUAUUUGUCAACACACUGUUAAUAAAG
Molecule: messenger RNA, 1794 nt
Organism: Cynoglossus semilaevis (tongue sole)
Lineage: Eukaryota; Metazoa; Chordata; Actinopteri; Pleuronectiformes; Cynoglossidae
Gene: nkx2-9
Product: NK2 transcription factor related, locus 9 (Drosophila)
Exons: 2
Coding region: 470-1201 (243 amino acids)
Biological process (GO): regulation of transcription by RNA polymerase II; cell differentiation
Cellular component (GO): nucleus
Molecular function (GO): DNA-binding transcription factor activity, RNA polymerase II-specific; RNA polymerase II cis-regulatory region sequence-specific DNA binding
Source: RefSeq, a predicted model, not a curated record